This is a messenger RNA of Vicia villosa (hairy vetch), 2537 nucleotides long. RefSeq lists its product as hypothetical. The record is from RefSeq and is a predicted model, not a curated record. The transcript has 2 exons. The coding region runs from base 289 to 1983 and encodes 564 amino acids. NCBI's taxonomy places the organism in Eukaryota, Viridiplantae, Streptophyta, Magnoliopsida, Fabales, Fabaceae.
UACCCAAAAAAAAAAGAGUAAAACCCGGAACAAACAAUCUAGUAUGCCCCAAAAUACAAGGUAAAGGUAACCAAUCAACCUCAAUAAACCCGAAAACUAAUUCAUGUUCAAGUUGAAGCUCAAAGUCAUGAUGACUGCAAAAUCAUAAUACAAGAAGACAAGUUGAAACCUUUUUUCUCCACUCUUGCCAAAUCAACCUCUCUCUCUCUCUUCUAACAAGAGGGAGGGUAUCUUUUUCUCUCUCUCUCUCAGUUUUUGCUUUUUGGGUGGUAACUGGUAAGGCAAGGCAUGUUUGGUUGUGAGUGUUUUUGUUGGGAUACUGUCCCUGAACUCCUUCUCUCUGAUCCACUUCCUUAUUCUCUUCCUUCACCUCUUCCACAAUGGCCUCAAGGUGGCGGUUUCGGCCAUGGAAGAAUGUCCCUUGGGAAAAUAGAAGUUAGGAAAGUAGACAAAUUUGAGAAAGUUUGGAGAUGCACAAAUUUGAAUGGAAAGUCGUUAGGUUUUACAUUUUAUAGACCUUUGGAGAUUCCGGAUGGAUUUUCGUGUCUUGGUUACUAUUGUCAGUCCAAUGAUGAGCCGUUGCGAGGACACGUUCUUGUAGCUCGGGAAACUAGUUCUCAAACUCGACCUGAUUGUUCUCGUGAUUCUGCGUUAGAAUCCCCGGCUUUGAUAAAACCAGUUAACUACUCGUUGAUAUGGAGCAUGGAUUCACAUGAUGAAUGUGUUUACUUUUGGUUGCCAAACCCUCCGACGGGUUAUAAAACCGUCGGCAUAGUAGUUACUACGAAUCCAGAUGAACCGAAAGUGGAAGAAGUUAGAUGCGUGAGAACCGAUCUAACGGAAGUUUGUGAGACGUCUGAUCUAUUACUAACAAUAAAGUCGAAGAAAAACUUGUUCCAGGUUUGGAAGACGGAUCCCUGUGAUAGAGGUAUGCUAGCGAGUGGAGUACCUGUUGGGACAUUCUUCUGUGGCACAACCUACUUUGAUUCUGAACAAGUGGUGGAUGUUGCGUGUUUGAAGAAUCUUGAUUCUUCGUUGCAUGUAAUGCCGAAUCUCAACCAGGUUCACACGCUUAUUAAGCAUUACGGGCCGACUGUAUAUUUUCAUCCUGACGAGAUAUACAUGCCAUCAUCAGUGCCCUGGUUUUUCAAGAAUGGAGCGCUUUUGUAUACCGCGGAUAGUGCGAAGGGCAAUGCUAUAGCUUAUGACGGCUCAAAUUUACCUUGUGGUGAAUGCAAUGAUAGUGCGUUUUGGAUUGAUUUGCCUAUUGAUGAAGAUGCGAGAAGUAAUCUAAAGAAGGGAAACAUCGAGAGUGCGGAACUCUAUGUUCAUGUAAAACCGGCAUUAGGAGGAGCCUUUACCGAUAUUGCAAUGUGGGUUUUCUGCCCCUUCAAUGGACCUGCGACACUUAAAGUCGCAUUGAUGAACAUUGAGAUGAGUAAGAUAGGCGAACAUGUUGGUGAUUGGGAGCACUUCACGCUUCGCGUCAGCAACUUCACCGGAGAACUUUGGUCGGUUUUUUUCUCUGAGCACAGUGGAGGUAAAUGGGUGGACGCAUUCAAUUUGGAGUUUAUUAAGGAUAAUAAACCGAUUGUUUAUUCGUCAAGACACGGCCAUGCUAGCUACCCUCAUGCCGGGACUUACCUUCAGGGAUCAUCCAAACUUGGAAUAGGUGUUCGAAACGAUGCUGCUAAAAGUAACUAUAUUGUGGAUUCAAGCUUCAGAUAUAAGAUUGUUGCGGCCGAGUAUCUCGGUGACGGAGUCAUUACAGAGCCGUGUUGGUUGCAGUAUAUGAGAGAGUGGGGUCCUACCAUUGUAUACGACUCGCGGUCCGAAAUAGAGAAGAUAAUAGACAUGCUUCCAAUAUUUGUUAGGUUUUCUGUGGAGAACCUAUUUGAAUUAUUUCCAACUGAGCUUUAUGGCGAGGAGGGGCCAACUGGUCCAAAGGAGAAGGACAAUUGGCUAGGAGAUGAAUAUUGCUAGUCAUGCAUUAUGCUAACCAUAUGCUAUUAUUAAUCAUUUCUCUUGAGCUAAGGAAUCCAAACUUGUAAGAUAUCAUCUUUUUGUCAUGAUAAUGAUUUGUUUUCGGAUUUUGAAUUCCUGCAGUCGCAAAUUUACGCAUUCACACAGUUAGCAGAUCAGUACAGGUUGAGAUCAAAUGGUGCAUAAACCAAACAGAUUUUGAUUUGAAAUCUGAAUUGUCCGGUCUAGAUUCAACGAUCAGUGAUGUCCUGACUGCGUGAAUGUGUGGUUAAGUGACCAAGAUAUUGUCAUCAUGUAGAAACUGUGUAGGAGGUGUGCCACGCAUGGGUAGUACAUAUAAAUUUCUUGAUUCGCACGGAACGAAAACAGUAUCUAUAUCUCUGAAUUUUAAGUUGUUUUAUGUAUAAUACACAAAACUUAGAACAUGUACAAGGUAGCUAUAGGUUGUAUACACAUUCAUAAAUGCUUUCAUUAGUAUUGCUUGUAAUGGAACAGAAAUGUGCUUGAUUCAGUGUUGUUACUUAAGUUAAUUUUCUUUCAUUUGCUUGUUUGAA